This is a messenger RNA of Beta vulgaris subsp. vulgaris (sugar beet), 1429 nucleotides long. RefSeq names its product alcohol dehydrogenase class-3. The record is from RefSeq and is a predicted model, not a curated record. The transcript has 9 exons. Gene Ontology annotation, cellular component: cytosol. NCBI's taxonomy places the organism in Eukaryota, Viridiplantae, Streptophyta, Magnoliopsida, Caryophyllales, Amaranthaceae. The coding region runs from base 6 to 1265 and encodes 419 amino acids. Gene Ontology annotation, molecular function: S-(hydroxymethyl)glutathione dehydrogenase [NAD(P)+] activity; zinc ion binding. Gene Ontology annotation, biological process: formaldehyde catabolic process.
GCCGAAUGCUUAGUCUAUUCGAUUGUCUACAUCAAGCUGCCACUACAUCUACUCCAUCCUCCCAAAUCACUCGCAUUUUCAAUUUUGCACCACAGAGAAACAAAACUCAAGCACUCAACUCAUCAAUGGCGGAUACUCAAGGCAAAGUAAUCACCUGCAAAGCGGCGGUGGCCUGGGAACCCAACAAACCUCUUACCAUCGAGGAUGUCGAUGUUGCACCGCCGCAAGCCGGCGAAGUUCGUAUCAAAAUUCUAUACACAGCUCUUUGUCACACCGAUGCCUACACUUGGAGUGGCAAGGAUCCUGAAGGUCUCUUCCCAUGUAUUCUUGGUCAUGAAGCUGCAGGAAUUGUGGAGAGUGUCGGUGAAGGAGUAACUGAAGUGCAGCCUGGAGACCAUGUUAUUCCAUGCUAUCAAGCAGAGUGCAGAGAGUGUAAAUUUUGCAAGUCAGGGAAGACAAACCUCUGUGGAAAGGUUAGAGCAGCUACUGGAGUUGGAGUUAUGAUGAAUGACCGCAAGAGCCGUUUUUCUGUGAAGGGGAAACCUAUUUAUCACUUCAUGGGAACUUCAACAUUUAGUCAAUACACUGUUGUACAUGAUGUUAGUGUUGCAAAAGUUGAUCCACAAGCUCCCUUGGAAAAAGUAUGCCUUCUUGGUUGUGGUGUGCCCACUGGUCUUGGAGCUGUCUGGAACACUGCAAAAGUAGAACCUGGGUCUAAUGUUGCUAUUUUUGGCCUUGGAACCGUAGGCCUUGCUGUUGCAGAGGGUGCUAAAACUGCAGGUGCUUCACGGAUCAUUGGUGUAGAUAUUGACCCCAAGAAGUUUGACGUAGCUAAGAAUUUUGGAGUGACAGAAUUUGUGAAUCCAAAAGAUCACAACAAACCCAUACAGCAAGUGCUUGUGGAUCUCACUGACGGUGGAGUUGACUAUAGUUUUGAGUGCAUUGGAAAUGUUUCAGUGAUGAGGGCUGCCUUGGAGUGUUGCCAUAAAGGGUGGGGAACAUCUGUUAUCGUGGGUGUUGCUGCCUCUGGUCAGGAGAUAUCUACUCGUCCUUUCCAAUUGGUGACUGGUCGUGUUUGGAAGGGAACAGCUUUUGGUGGUUUCAAGAGUCGAUCUCAAGUUCCCUGGCUCGUUGAGAAGUAUAUGAAGAAGGAGAUCAAGGUUGAUGAGUAUAUUACCCAUAAUAUGACCCUUCCAGAGAUCAACGAAGCAUUUGAUCUGAUGCAUGAAGGUGGUUGCCUCCGCUGUGUGUUGGCACUGCAUUAAUAGAUUAAUCGAUGUAUCACCAGUACACAGUGUGGCUAUAGUUGUCGAUGUAUUUCUUUUCUAGCUAUCAUGUCAUUCCAGGUGUGGUAAACAGACAAAACUGGGAAAACUGAUUCAUGUCGAACCCUUUGGAUCUUAUAAAACUGAAAGAUUUCAGCGCUCUA